AUGGAUCAGGCUGUUGCUCGGAGAACGCUGCAAGAGCUCAUCAAGCGAGAAGAUCUUGACAAUAAGAAGUGCAUAGAUUGCGCCAACCCUAAUCCCCAAUGGGCCUCCUUGAGCUUUGCCGUUUUUCUGUGUCUACAAUGUGCCGGCGUUCACAGAGGCUUUGGGGUCCAUGUUAGUUUCGUGCGAUCAGUCUCAAUGGAUACCUGGCAAGAAGAGCAGGUGAAGAGAAUGCAGAUAGGCGGCAACGCCCCCUUCCGCGAAUUCAUGAGAUCAUACAACCCUCAAACAAGCGGUUGGAAGGAAGGAAUCAGCCCCUACGACACCUAUCACAGCUGGGCUGCUUCACAAUACAAAGAGAAGCUCGACGCUGCAUUAGCAGGUCGAGACUUCUCCCCAUCGGCCCCACCAGAAGGUUUUGGUUCACCCAGCAGUCCUACCAGCCCGCCCAACCGGCCAUCGUCUGCCCAAGGGCUCCGCAAGGCGCGCGCAUCCGCGCGUUCGAGCACGGGACGAUCGCUUCGCAGCGACUCGGCGUCCCCGGCCUCGUUCUCGAACUCGCCCUUGCCCAGCCCUAGUCCCGGGGGCGCGAGCACGCCCGGCUCGUAUGCGGACCAGAAAGGACAGAACGAGGCGUUCUUCGCGACGCUGGGCCAGGCGAACGCAUCCCGACCGGCGGAUCUGCCGCCUUCUCAGGGAGGGCGGUACCAAGGAUUCGGGAACACACCCACGCCCCCGCCUGGCUCCUCCUCGCAUCCGUCGUUCGCACUCUCGUCUGCGAACGCGCCGUCGCUUACGGACCUGCAGGAGAACCCCGUCGCGGCGCUGAGUAAGGGCUGGUCGUUGUUGUCAGCGGCCGUCGCGGGCGCCUCACGGGCGGUCGCGGAGAACGUCAUUCAGCCGGGCGUGGAAAAGGUUCUGGACCCGACGUUCCAGGCGACCGUGAAAGGGUACGCGGCCGAGGCUGGAAAGCGUGCCGGUGAGGUGGGUCGGACUGCGAACCUGUGGACAAAGACGACAUUAGGUGUGGACGUGGCAGACUCGGUGCAUGGCGUGGUGGGUACCGCGAGGGACCGCCUGGGAGGCGGGCCUCAGAGUCGGGGAUAUGGGGCGCUGGGUAUGGACCACGAGGAGGAGAGCUCGGCCCUAUAUCAUGAUGACGAGGAUGAGUUCUUCGACUCGUUCGACAACACUUCGGCUCAACAAGGCCCAGCGAUACCCUCGAAGUCAAACGGUGCACAGGCUUCGACGACCAUACACCGCACUGCUGCUAAGAAGACCGACGACUGGGACGAUUGGAAGGACUUCUGA
Messenger RNA from Dichomitus squalens LYAD-421 SS1, 1308 nucleotides. RefSeq names its product ArfGap-domain-containing protein. Gene Ontology annotation, biological process: regulation of ARF protein signal transduction; regulation of endocytosis. Gene Ontology annotation, cellular component: Golgi membrane. The transcript is spliced from 5 exons. Gene Ontology annotation, molecular function: GTPase activator activity. Lineage: Eukaryota; Fungi; Basidiomycota; Agaricomycetes; Polyporales; Polyporaceae. The coding region runs from base 1 to 1308 and encodes 435 amino acids. The record is from RefSeq and is a predicted model, not a curated record.